This is a messenger RNA of Trichosporon asahii var. asahii CBS 2479, 1752 nucleotides long. RefSeq lists its product as uncharacterized. The transcript is spliced from 3 exons. Gene Ontology annotation, cellular component: mitochondrion. The record is from RefSeq and is a predicted model, not a curated record. Gene Ontology annotation, biological process: lactate catabolic process. Bases 1 to 1752 code for a protein of 583 amino acids. NCBI's taxonomy places the organism in Eukaryota, Fungi, Basidiomycota, Tremellomycetes, Trichosporonales, Trichosporonaceae. Gene Ontology annotation, molecular function: D-lactate dehydrogenase (NAD+) activity; FAD binding; D-lactate dehydrogenase (cytochrome) activity.
AUGUUCCACUUGCGACGACAGGCGGUGCGCUCGCUGCGCCAGCGCCAGCUCGCCCAGCGGUAUGCGUCUACCGGACCGCGUUCCGCCGGAUCCGGAUCCGGAUCCUCCGCGGGCCGCGUCGUACCCGCCGUCCUCGGUGUCGCGGCUGUCGGUCUCGCAGCGUACGCUCUGGGACGAAGGGAGCAGGCCAACAUUGACGCCAAGCCUGCCGCUGCUCCUACCACGGUCGCCGCAGCUACUGUCGCUUCGGGUAGCGUCAACCCUGCCUUUGACCCGAAUCCGAAACUGCGACACCGAUUCGGCUCGCCUGAGGAUUACGCCGCGGCAGUGGACGACCUGAAGGGGCUCUUUGACGAUGACCACAUCACGACGGACGAGGAGGACCUCGCGCACCACGGUGGCUCGGCGUGGACGUAUGGCAUUGCGCUGCCCCCAAGUGCAGUUGUUUACCCCGAGACAACUGAGGAUGUGGUCAAGAUCAUGAAGGUUGCGACUAAGUAUCGCGUGCCCGUUGUACCGUAUGGCAGCGGAACGGGACUGGAGGGCCAGUUCAGUGCGCCCUACGGAGGCAUCUGCGUGAACAUGACGAAGAUGAACCGCAUCCUUGCGCUGCACCCGCAAGACGGCGACGCGGUCGUGCAGGCUGGACUGGGUUACGAGACGCUGAACGCCGAGCUGGCCGAGAAGGGGAUCCCCCUCUUCCUGCCGCUCGACCCGGGUCCAGAUGCGACCAUCGGUGGCAUGAUCGGGACGGGAUGCUCUGGCACCAACUCUGUGCGAUACGGUACGGCGCGCGGCGAGUGGUUCCUCAACGUGACUGCUGUUCUGCCGGAUGGGACGGUGCUGAAGACGAGGCAGCGGAGCCGCAAGUCCUCCGCUGGACCGGACAUGACCAAGCUCUUCGUCGGCGCCGAGGGCACGCUUGGCAUCAUCACGGAGGUCACUGUGCGCCUCGCGCCCUUACUGCCUACGCGUGUCGGUGUCGUGUCGUUCCCAAGCGUGAGGGCUGCCGUCGACGCUGUGGUCGAUAUCCUCAAUGACGGAGUGCAGGUGCAGUGUGUUGAACUGCUUGACGCGCUCAGUGUUGCUGCUCUCAACCACUCGGGCAUCAUGCCGAACAACCUGCCGGAGAAGGAUUCGAUCUUCUUCAAGUUCCAAGGGAACCCAACCGUCCUCGAGAACAGCGCGCAGACUGUCCAGGAUCUGGCUGGCCGGCAUGGAGGCGGCAACAUCCACUUCGCCGCGGACGAGAAGGAGAGCGCUGCUAUCUGGGCCGCGCGCAAGGGUGCCCUGUUCGCUGCCCUCGGACACUCAGGCUACGAGACGCCCAUGCUGUACGGCAACGACGUGUGUGUGCCUAUCUCGGCGCUGCCCGAGCUCGUCGCCGACUCCCAGGCAAAGUUCAAGGAGUUCGGCAUCUACGCGCCCAUCCUUGGUCACGUCGGAGACGGCAACUUCCACGCGACCAUCAUCAUGAGAGGUCUCGAUGAGGUGCCCAUGAUGAGCAAGGUGAUGAGCGGCAUCAUCAAGAAGGCCCAGGAGCUCGACGGAACAUGUACUGGCGAGCACGGCGUUGGUAUGACCAAAAAGAAGUACCUCCGCGACGAGCUCGGUGAUGGUACGCUCGACCUCAUGCUUCGCAUCAAGAACUCGGUCGACCCGCUCGGCAUCAUGAACCCCGGCAAGCUUUACCCGGACGAGCUCAUGUACGAGGAGGUCAAGUGGCCGCCGAAGGCAGGCUCCUGUUGUUAG